UAACCUGCCUCAUCUGCCGCUGAUUUCUCCAUGUCCAUCAACGAAGAAAGCGAUGGGAAACGCCUCCCACUCGCACGCGCUGGCACGGCACCAUGUGAUUGACUACAUAUGUAGGUCAAUAAUUAGGCCACAACCACAACAACCGCCACAAAAUACAAUGCAAAACCUGGCAUUCAUAAUUCAUACAAAAAUUAUUAAAACAAGAUCGAUCGAUCGAUCGAUCAAGAGUUGCAUCCCAAAAUAAAUAAUCCACCGCAAAAGCUACAGGCGCCAGCCUCCAGGUAGCUUCGCUAUAGCCCAUCAAACAAGCAAGAAAGGGGGAGAGAAGGGAAGGAGAGGUCGUCGUCGCCGUCGACGACGAUUCACCGGCCAUGUGCUGCUGCUGCGGCGGCGGCGGCGACGGCGACGGCGACGGCUGCAAGUGCCGGCCGCUGGGGUGGCUGCUGGGUCUGCCUUUCGCGCUGCUCGCCGUCCUCGUCUCCAUCGUCGGCGCCAUCAUCUGGAUCAUCGGGCUGCCGAUCUCGUGCAUCUGCCCGUGCUGCCUGUGCGUGACGCUGGUGCUGGAGGCGGCGGUGGAGCUCAUCAAGGCGCCGCUCCAUGUCAUGACCUGGUUCACCUCCAAGAUACCAUGCUAGCUAUAGCUUCUUGAUUUGCUCUACCAUUUGAUCAGAUAUAAACAGAAUGAUCAGUAACUGAUCAGUAAGUAUACCGAUUAUUUAUUAUUUAUUUAUGCAUAUGUACUCUGGCUUGGAGAUAUGAUUAAUUUGUCAUUCCAAUCGAGAUUCAUUCGGUGAAAAGAUAUACUCUGUGGUGCUGGUUCA
This is a messenger RNA of Oryza sativa Japonica Group (Japanese rice), 821 nucleotides long. Its product is annotated as signaling peptide TAXIMIN 1. Lineage: Eukaryota; Viridiplantae; Streptophyta; Magnoliopsida; Poales; Poaceae. The record is from RefSeq and is a predicted model, not a curated record.